Messenger RNA from Condylostylus longicornis, 1122 nucleotides. Its product is annotated as syntaxin-8. Gene Ontology annotation, cellular component: SNARE complex; endomembrane system. The transcript has 5 exons. Gene Ontology annotation, biological process: intracellular protein transport; vesicle fusion. Bases 153 to 896 code for a protein of 247 amino acids. Lineage: Eukaryota; Metazoa; Arthropoda; Insecta; Diptera; Dolichopodidae. Gene Ontology annotation, molecular function: SNAP receptor activity; SNARE binding. The record is from RefSeq and is a predicted model, not a curated record.
GCUAAUUAACUCUAGUAUGAGUAGCAAAUCUAACUUGUAAAUUUUUAAGAUAAGAAAACGAUUAAUCUUCCAAUUAACGAUAUUUCAGUUAUUUUCACUUUUUUAAUUAUAUAUAUAUAUGCAGGAUUUAUAGUUCAGCCUCUAAAAAUUAAAUGUCUCUAGUAGAUGUUGAGUCUUGGGUUACUGAACAUGACUCUUGCGAACGUCUUGGCCAUGUUAUUACAGCCCAGUUAGUAGAACGUGAUCGCCAAAAACCUUUAUCUACUGAAUACUCUAAUAUAUCUGCAAACAUUCGCCUAAGACUAAGACAAUUUGAACUAGAAUUGAAUGAAUUAUUUUUAAAAUUAAAUACAGCUAAUAAAAAAAAAUCCAUCACUGUAGAAGAAGUAGAACGCAGGCGAAGGCAACUUGAGAUUUUGCAAUCUUCUUUUAACCAUGUUCAGGCCAAGUUUUUAAAAUCAGAGGGUACGAGUACUUCUAAAAUGACUGAAGAACGAAAUCAGCUCUUGGGAAAUAAAAGAUCUGUAUGGCAAGGAGACGAUGGCGACGACGAUGAUGACGAUGAACCAAUUAUAAGCAAUUUACCGUCUAAUUACAGUUAUAAAGAUUUUCGCCAGGAACAAAAAAGUAUUUUAGAAAGCCAAAAUAAAGGCCUUGAAGCUCUGUCAGCCACAAUUUCAAGACAAAAACAAUUAUCUACAAGACUUGGCCAAGAAAUAGGGGUACAAAAUGAUAUAAUCGACAAUAUAGCAGAAAAUAUGGAUGGAAUAGAUGUUAGAGUAAUAAGUGCUACAAGAGAUAUAGGUUCUAUCAACCAGAGAGAUACAACCUGUUGCUACUGGAUUAUAAUCAUUAUUCUCUUUAUUGCCAUUUGCGUAAUGGCUUUAGUUUUCUAAAAAAACCUAUAAUUUAAUACCAUUAUUUUAAAACUUGCAUUUUUGAUUAUUGUAUAUAUAAAUUUUAACUAAAAAUAUAAUUUUUUGAUUUAAUAAAAAAGUUUAAAUAUGCUUAAAAUUAAAGUUUAAAUAUGCAUUGGCUUAAUACCAUGUUAUCUAAGGUGCAAACCAAUUUUACGUAAGUUACAAUCAAUUGUGAUAAAACAUGAUUUAUUCUUGAAUUGUU